Messenger RNA from Metarhizium acridum CQMa 102, 600 nucleotides. RefSeq lists its product as uncharacterized. The record is from RefSeq and is a predicted model, not a curated record. Lineage: Eukaryota; Fungi; Ascomycota; Sordariomycetes; Hypocreales; Clavicipitaceae.
AUGAAGUUCUUUGCUGUCGCCGCCAUCACCAUGGCCGCCCUGGUCUCGGCUCAGAGCGCCGGUGAUGUUCCUUCUUGCGCUCUGCCCUGCCUUGAGGACUCCGUCAAGAAGACCACCUCAUGCGACAAGACCGACUUCAAGUGCAUCUGCAAGGAGCAAAACUUCUCCAAGGUCCAGGGUGACGCUACCUCUUGCGUUCUUGCAAAGUGUGGCUCCGAUGUAGCCCUGAACAAGGUUCUUCCGGCCACCCAGAAGCUCUGCGCUUCGGCUAGCGAGGGUGGAAGCUCCGAGGCUGCUUCCUCUGCUUCUGCUUCUACCGAGACGGCCUCCGAGGUGGCUGAGGCUCAUCCUACUCACACGGCCGAGCCUACCGAGUCUGAGGUCGCCGGUAAUACUGAGUGCCCUGCCACGGUGGCCACGGUGGCCACGGUGGCUACCCAGCCCUGCCCUUCCACCCUUUCCACCCCUUCCAGCCCUCCCAAUCCUGCCACCAACGACACUGCUCCUCCUGCCCCUUCUACUCCUGUCACUGCUGGUGCCGCUGGUCUCGCCCCUAUCGGCGGCCUUGCCAUGCUCGCCAUCGGCGCUCUGGCUCUGUAA